Molecule: messenger RNA, 898 nt
Organism: Gymnodraco acuticeps
Lineage: Eukaryota; Metazoa; Chordata; Actinopteri; Perciformes; Bathydraconidae
Product: transmembrane protein 138-like
Exons: 4
Coding region: 433-810 (125 amino acids)
Cellular component (GO): cilium
Source: RefSeq, a predicted model, not a curated record
AAACCUGGAUGCUUUUAUCACUCCCUGGAUUGAAAACUCAACACCUAUGACAUGUUGACACCUGUGAUCUCCCCUGGGCUCAUCCCAAAAUGCGUCCCUUUUUCCUAUUUCAAAAGGUUUCCCCAGAGUAAACAGGACUUAUUUUAACAUCAGAAAAUGGAGCCUUGAUAGUUUAUCAUUCAAACUUCAGAGUGGAGUUAUUUGAAGGCCUCGAAAAAGUGGAUUGAUGUUUCUAUGUAGCGAGUGUGUGAGUGCAGUGCAGCCUUGGAUCCAUCGUGGAACCACCACAGUCCCCCCGGGCGCACAGCCUUCGGGCCGGAAGCGCUCAAAACCAGAAACUACUCUCUGGUGUUGCUGAUCCAGCUCAGCCUGCUCUCCUUCGACCUCUUCGUCAACUCCUCCAGCGAGCUGCUGAGAACUGAACCCGCCACCAUGCUGGUACUCUUCAUAAUCCAGGACAUAUCAAUCCUGUUCAACCUGAUCAUCAUUCUGCUGAUGCUGUUUAACACCUACGUGUUCCAGGUCGGCCUGGUGGCUGUAUUACUGGAACGCUUUAGAGCUGCGCUAAUGCUCUCUGCUCUCUAUCUGACCUUCAGUAUCAUACUCCACUCCUGGCUCAUGAACCUGCGUUGGAUGAAUACCAACAGAUUUGUUUGGACAGACGGCCUUCAGGUGCUGUUUCUGGUCCAAAGAGCUGCUUCAGUGCUGUAUUACUACUUCUACAAGAGGACCACUGAGUAUCUGGGCGACCCUCGCCUCUAUGAGGAUUCACCGUGGCUGCGAGAAUUGUUCUCUCGGGUUAGACAGUGAUCUCACCGUAAACAAAUAUUGGACGUAAAGAUGCUUCAAUAAAAUACAGUUUGUAAAUGGAUUUCAGAUGCUUUUAAAACAAUCAAAA